Drosophila rhopaloa is the source of this 2121-nucleotide messenger RNA. RefSeq lists its product as uncharacterized. The record is from RefSeq and is a predicted model, not a curated record. Gene Ontology annotation, biological process: septate junction assembly; regulation of tube size, open tracheal system. Gene Ontology annotation, cellular component: septate junction; membrane. Lineage: Eukaryota; Metazoa; Arthropoda; Insecta; Diptera; Drosophilidae. Bases 87 to 830 code for a protein of 247 amino acids. The transcript is spliced from 2 exons.
ACACUGCAGUCACACCCAAACAGCCAGCAAACCAAACAAACAACGAGGAAUCCAGCAGAUUUUCCAUAGAAUCUCCCAACCAAAGGAUGCAAAAAUCAUCCCACAUUGCACGCGAAGAUUCCCAGGAGCACCUGCCCACCAGACAUACUCAAGACAUCCACACGGUGAACAUGAAGAGGCGCACUUUAUCCGGAAGCUGUGGUGUAGGCGUCUUCGUGUUUGCCUUUGCCUUCAUUGCGAUUGCAUUUGCAACGCCCAGUUGGUUGGUCAGCGAUUACCGCAUCACAGGCGCCAAGUUGGAUCGCCUGGGAUUGUGGGUGCACUGCUUCAGGUCGCUGGCGGAUGUGAAUGACAAUAGCCAGCGGAGGUUCUUCGUGGGCUGUCGCUGGGUCUACGACCCAUUUACCACUGGCUACGACGAGAUCCGAGGAUUCCUGCUGCCCGGUUUCAUGAUAGCCACUCAGUUCUUUUACACUCUGGCCUUUAUCGGGAUGCUACUGUCUGCCAUUGGAGUACUGAUAUUCUUCCUGUGCGCUGGACCGGAUCAGAAGCACUUCAUCACCCUCAUCCGAUCAGUGGGCUAUGUGCUCCUGGGAGCCGGAGUAAGUGCGGCCAUUGCCGUGAUAGUAUUCGCUGGAUUUGGCAACCGGAAUGGCUGGAUGCCGGAGCAUGCGAACAAUUGGUUCGGUUGGUCCUUCAUCCUGGCCUGUGUAGGCACAGUGUUCACCCUGGUGGCAGCCACGUUGUUCCUCACUGAAGCUCAUGUGCAGCACAGGAAGCGAAUUCAGUUCAAAGAGUCCCAGACGCGAUUCGAGUUGGUGCGCGGAUAGUCGCUGUCGCAGCAACUGGCACACAUACACCAAGGAAAACACAGAAACUACGAGCAAGUUAAGAGCAGAAUAACACAAAAACAUUCCGUCCCCACGAAGAAUUCUCACCCUAAGUAUCACAGUCGAACUUCUUUAAGACGAAAAUUCCCAAGUCAAAAUUUCAGCAAGUAACAAAUUUCAUACGUUAUGAUCAUAAGAAUUUGAAAUUCUGCAAUUUUUAAGAUACAAUUCAAUUCUUUAAUUUAAAGAAGUUUAAAAACACUUGAAAAGUUGUAUAAAGAAGAAAUGCCAAAAAGCAAUGUUUAUUUUAACAGCAUACUUUUAGCCACAUUUUAAAAUAACGUACUACAAUUUUUUUUCCUUUUCUUUUACAAUUUUAUUUAUGUUAAAUGGUUAACCAUAAAGUAUUUUAGCAAAAAAGAGGAAUUUAUUUAUUUUCUCUUAGAGUGCUUGACUCUCGCCUAAUAACUAAAAACAUGUUUAAUUUAAAGAAGUUCGACUGUAAAUAUAGUUUAUAGUUCAAAAAGUUUAUGCAAUUGACAGCCACACCGCAUCACAUUUCAGUUCUUGGUACUUAUUAAUCAUCCAUCCAAUCGACCAGAUCAGUUCCGAACGAAGACUGAAUGUUUUUUCGAAUGAAAAUCGCAUCUACCGCACAGCUACCAUCAAACGAGGACGCUCAACCUUAUGACUCAUGUUCAUGUAGAGUAUUCUACAGUAUUUGCAUAUCAAUUUUCGCUCAAUUAACGCCCAGAGACAACCGCCGUCCCCCCUCAACAAUUGCAUCUACUUAUUUUUGCAAAGUCGCAGGCUAGCUGAAACUAGCAACGAAAUAUUACACUCGUGCCUUAAUUAGAGAGAACUAUUUUGGUAUAGUUCAUAGUGCCUAAAACAAAUUAUUGUUAGAUACCUGAUCGACCGACCUGCGAUGAACUCCAUUGGAUUGCAUAAACUUCUGCUAAGCUAGAGCGUUAGAUUAGUGACCCAGAGAAAGCUAAGCGAAUUCCGCCCAUUAUCAUUAAGACACGAACAUUCCCUUUUAUACUCGAAUAUUCCGCACAUGUGUACCUUCUUUUAAAGGUACGGAACAAUUAGGUCUGUAUUAGUAACUAUUUGUCUUUUGCACAAAAUUUGUAUUUGUAACAUAUUCCAAACCAAUAAGAUAGCAAUGUUUUAAAAAAAAAAUACAGACGUCUUUUACCCCCAUAUACAAUAAUAUUUGUAACAUUUUUUAUGUACAAACGACUUUUAGCUAAAGCGAAGAAUAAUAAAGUUUUUAUUGUAUACAACA